Drosophila serrata is the source of this 605-nucleotide messenger RNA. Its product is annotated as DET1- and DDB1-associated protein 1. Gene Ontology annotation, cellular component: Cul4-RING E3 ubiquitin ligase complex. The record is from RefSeq and is a predicted model, not a curated record. NCBI's taxonomy places the organism in Eukaryota, Metazoa, Arthropoda, Insecta, Diptera, Drosophilidae. Gene Ontology annotation, biological process: positive regulation of proteasomal ubiquitin-dependent protein catabolic process.
CACUAACAUUCCAAUUCCACCACCAGCAAAACAACAAAGAUUCCAAGGCCUGCGGGCACAUAAAUAAUUAUAAAAAGGAAAAAAGGAGGCGUUUAAGGGCAUUUCUUCCCUGCAAUCAUCGAAAUUAAGUUAGAGCACUCAAACUUCGCAGCAGCACAAUGUCAGUGAGUGAUUUUAUCAAAGGCCUGCCGACCCAUGACUCAAAAAACUUCACUCACCUGAGCAAUGAGCACGGGAUCCGAACGUCGCAGAAGCGGGCUUCCGUGUACCUACCCACCGAAGAGGUGGCCUCUGAGCAGUUGAUCGUGAUGGAUAAGCGCUGCGUGCUGCUGCGCUAUCUCACACAGCAGUGGGACAAGAAGACGUUACAGCGAAAACGUGAGCACGGUGGCGACGGCACCAAUGGCAACAACAGCUCCACGCCAAUCGGUAACGGCAACAGCAAAAAGCGUCCGCGGUUGGACCCCAAUGAGUUGAACUGAACCAGUUGAAGGUCGUCCCCCACCCCCAUAGUACACACGCCCCCACAGGCACACGCACUAUUAGCACAAGCUACUCCCUCAUAUAUACAUACAUAUGUUUAAAUAAAAUUAUGAAUAAGUACA